Pleuronectes platessa (European plaice) is the source of this 511-nucleotide messenger RNA. RefSeq names its product cornichon family AMPA receptor auxiliary protein 3 (gene cnih3). Bases 1 to 483 code for a protein of 160 amino acids. NCBI's taxonomy places the organism in Eukaryota, Metazoa, Chordata, Actinopteri, Pleuronectiformes, Pleuronectidae. The record is from RefSeq and is a predicted model, not a curated record. Gene Ontology annotation, cellular component: dendrite; synapse. The transcript has 7 exons. Gene Ontology annotation, biological process: regulation of AMPA receptor activity; vesicle-mediated transport.
AUGUUCACUUUUGCUGCCUUCUGCUACAUGCUGUCUCUGGUCCUCUGCGUGUCCCUGAUCUUCUUUGCAAUAUGGCACAUAACAGCUUUUGAUGAGCUCCAGACUGACUUCAAAGUGCCGAUUGAUCAGGGCAAUCCACUCCAUGCGAGGGAGAGACUGCGGAAUAUUGAGAGGAUCUGCAACCUGCUGAGGAAGUUGGUUCUACCCGAGUAUUCCAUCCAUGGGCUCUUCUGUAUCAUGUUCCUGUGUGCCCAGGAGUGGCUGACUGUGGGUCUCAACAUCCCCCUGCUCUUCUACAACACCUGGAGCAGGUACUUUCAUUCCCCAACGGACACUAAGGAGCUGCUCUACGACCCGGCGUCUGUGAUGAACGGCGACACACUCAAGUUCUGCCUGAAGGAGGCGUGGUGCAAGCUGUCCUUCUUCGUCCUCUCCUUCUUCUACUAUCUCUACUGUGUGUGGAACCUGGAAAUAUCCCUCUAAUAGGUCUUAUCAAUGGAAACACUUAAAG